ACUGGCGUUGAAAUAUAUAAAAAUCAAUAAAGUCGGUCAAAGGUACCACGUCACAGCCCGUAGCGGCUUGCUGAAGUAUGCCCAGUAGCUUGUUAUUUGCCACAAACAGUGAAGGUCGCGUUUAUACUCUCUCCACGAAUUCUUCAUCAUGGAGAGAAUUUCCAUAUGUUGGCUUGGAGUUCAAAAAAAUCUCCACAGUGCCAAAUUUCAUGUGGGCGAUUGGUGGCGACCGACAAGUUUAUGUGCAUGUACAUGGCCUGGAUGUUCCUAUACGUGUUAAAGAAGAAUCUUAUGAAAAUGAACGUUGGAUACCAAUUGAAGGUUUUUCAAAAAUGCUACUACCUACAGAUCGUUACAAGUACUCAUCAUCUGAUGGUAGUGCUGAGCGAAGUAUUGAUAAAAUACGUUUACCUUCGAUGGCUUGGCAAUGGGACGGAGAUUGGCAUCUUGAUUUAGACCUGGAUGGACAAACUUUAGACGAAGGUUGGAUGUAUGCGCUAGAUUUUCCCGCAACAUACAGUGCAAAAUGCUCUUGGAACUCAUAUGUCAGACGUAGAAAAUGGAUACGCUUCCGUCGGUAUAGCGCAUUGAAUACUUGGUGUGCUGUUGCACCGCUGCAUAAAGAUCCAACGCAAGAACCUUUUAUUGACGUUUCUAUUGGUGGCAAUAAUGUACCUAAUGCACCGGCAGACACACUAAUUGUUUGGGCUAUUACAGCACAUGGCAGGGCUAUGUUUCGUACUGGCGUAAAUACAACAGCACCGGAAGGUUUGCGGUGGACAGCCAUAAGCACACCUGCAGGUUGUGAGCUAACACAAAUAAGCGUGGGAUCAACAGGUCUCGUUUGGGCUGUGCUGCAUAAUGGUCGAGUACUAGUGCGUUCGGGUGUAACACGUGACAAUUUGUGUGGUGAAACUUGGUUAGAUGUAAAACCACCUACACCCUCCCAAACUACAGAUACUUCAAAUGGUUUGAAAAUUGUGCAAGUUUCAGUGGGUACCGAUACAGUUUGGUGUGUAACAAAUGACCAUCAUGUUUGGUUUAGACGUGGCAUUAAAGGUGAUGCUGCGGGUAUAAGUGAAGAUGCUGCAAUAGGAAGUGGUUGGGUAGAAAUGGUUGGAAAUAUCUCCAUGGUCUCAGUUUCUCCAAACGAUCAGGUGUUCGCUGUUGGUGCUACUGAUCGCAAGAUUUUAUUCCGCGCCGGAGUUUCUGCUUCAGACCCAACUGGUAAAAAGUGGCGUCAAUUACAAUGCCCAAUGCAAAUCAGUCGCACUUCCAGUUCUAUGUCUAUAGUAUCGCGCAAAAGCGGUAGUGGCUCAACGCCAGGUUCCAAAACACAAAGUUUUUCAAAUUUGUAUACCAAAGAAAAAGAGAAGGGAGUUGUCGAAACUUGUGCUAUUAUCGAAAAUUUACCGCAUAGUCCAGCAUCUACUAGUAGUGGUGGAUACUCGGCACAAACAAGACUUAAGAAUGAGCUUUGGAGGAAUGCAUCAGAUUCACCACCAAAUAUUGGAAGUUUAAACCUGAACGAGCGUCACAAAAAACGCACAGCAGCACUUCGAGAACCUACCCAUGCUUCAAGUGCGCCAGCUGCAGAGAUUGUUGAAAUAUCAGGAAAGCAUUUUGAAACUCAGUUGAAGAAUCCACGUGCUUGGUCUCCAGUACGUAGUGUUGGAUCAGUAGUUGGUACGGAGGCACAUCCAGAAAGCGAUUCUACAGUUUUUGAUGCUGACUCCACACAUCAUGGAUCUGAUGCAUUUCUAGGUGAUGAUGAGGAUCAUGCAGGCUCACAAUUUUGGAGUGAAUGUGAAGUCAUGUGGAGUUGCACUGCAGCUGGAGCUCUCGCUGUUGAUCCCACGAACUUACCCAAUUGGUUCAAUGAGCAAUUGUCCGCAGAUGGCAAAAUUGAUUUGAAGGCUGAGUGGCGCGUUGAUAUUAUGGAAAAAUUAAAGAAACGCCAAACUAGAUUUUUAGCUAUAAAAAAUAUUGAAAAAUACGAAAAGGCUAUAGAAUUGUCAUCGUGGGUAAAAUCAGCAGAAGCGCGUUACCAAAGACCAGGUGGAGAGUUUGAAGAUUGUUUAAUUGAACUUGAGUGGGUCAGUAGUGCAGAGCAAAGCAAUAAUGGAAACACAGAAUCAGACACAGGCACAUUUACGGUACUUAAUCCAGAUGGUGACACAACUAAAAUACAAUUUUCACUCUCUGAUAUAACGUGUGUACAAUGCUGCAGUGAACCGCCAUCUCCGCGCAUAGCAAUACAUGCUCCUCGCUUGCCAACGAAUUGUUCGCCAGUGAAAUUACAAUUUGCAACAGACGCAGAAAUGGAAGACUGGAUUUCUCAUCUUACGUCAGUUUGUUGUCAAAUUAAUGAGGUCAUGGGUAAACCUGCUUCCAACUCCAUUUGGUUGACUUCCGAUUUGGGCGAUGUCUUCGUUUUUGAUCCAUGUAAUAUGAAGUCGAAUCAGCUUGAGACCAAAAGUAAUUUCUAUGUGGAUAAAAUUGAUGUAACAGCGACUGAGACUCCAUACUAUGUAACCCUGCACAAUGGUAUGCCUUGUGGAACUGAGUUGGAAAUUGCUGGGUGUGUGUACGAUGAUGCUGAUCAAAUAAGGUUCGAUUUGCAAUGUCAUCCCAAAAUUAAAGUUCGGCACAAAGUAGAUAAAUAUCGCGUUAUUGCGAUGCAUAUUAAUCCCAGAUUUAACGAAAAUACAAUCGUUUUCAAUUCAAUGGAUGACUCUGAGUGGUUAGAAGAAAUACGUUACAAUAAAAUGGUUUUUGCGCCUGGGGCAACAUUUACACUUAAAAUUAAAGCUCAACAAAAUUAUUAUAAAAUAUUUGUGAACAAUGCACAUUUCGCCGACUACACUUACCGCACAGAUCCAGAAUCGGUCACUUGUCUCUAUGUCAGCGGACGGGUUAAACUUUUUAAUGUUAUUUAUUAUAGUCCUUCAGUGAUUAUAUCAAUGCAACAAAUGUUCUGGCGACAAAUGGGUGGUCAUCUAAAACGUGUGUUCACCUGUGGAGCAGGUAUUGUGUGGGGUAUGUCAUGUGAUAACACGGCUUGGUGUUAUAAUGGUGGUUGGGGAGGUCAUUUCCUGAAGGGUCUUGAAGGAGGUUGUGGAAAAAUGAAUCAAAUGAUUGAUACGCACACUUUUUAUGUUUACGAGAAUCAACGUUGGAAUCCUAUAAGUGGAUUCACUACCAAAAGUUUACCUACUGAUCGCCACAUGUGGAGCGAUGCUACGGGUAGGCAAAAACGAAGUAAAGAUCAUACAAAAUUAUUAUCUGCGCAUUGCGAAUGGAUAUCUGAUUGGAUAGUCGAUUUUAACUUACCGGGCGGUGCAGACAAAGAAGGUUGGCAAUAUGCCAUUGACUUUCCCGCCUCAUAUCAUAGUGCAAAGAAAAUCACCGAUUGUGUGCGUAGGCGACGCUGGGUUAAAAGAUGUCGCCUUACUAGUAGUGGGCCGUGGCAGGAAUUAAGUCACUCGAAAAUAAUUGAUGCUUCUUUACAAAUUUUAGACGACGAUGCUGAUAGUGCUGCAGGCGAUUUCGAGGAUUUAAGAGUUACUGCAUGGGCCGUUGCUGCUAACGGUGAUGUACUUAUACGCCACGGUGUCACACCAUCAAAUCCUCGAGGUGAUAGAUGGGAACACAUUGUAAGCGAACAGCCAUUAGUAGCGAUUAGUGUUAGUCCAACUGGACAGAUUUGGGCUGUAGGUAGAAAUGGCAUGAUAUUCUUCAGAUAUGGUAUUACAAAACAUAAUCCUUUAGGUGAGGCUUGGCAAGCAGUGGAGGCACCAGCUGGUGUUACUUUCAAGUAUGUGUCUGCUGGAAAAGCCGGCAUUUGGGCUAUAGAUAAUAGAACACGACUGGCCGUUCGCAAAGAAAUCACGAAAACAUUUCCUGAAGGCUCCCACUGGCAGUUUUUGCCGAAUGUUCCCAGUGUACCACCAAAUUCAGAAACUCAUGUUGGCUUUAAGUCAAUAUCCGUAGGCAAAGAAGUAUGGGCAAUUGCCAUGAAUGGCGUUAUAUGCAAACGUUGUGGAAUAACCAAAGAAAAUCCUGCUGGCGCUGGUUGGAAUGUCGGAAUUCCAGGCCAGUGGCAACACAUUUCCGUGGAAGGAUUUUGUUAAAUAAUAACUAAAUUUUAUUUAUAAUUUUAGUGUUCAAAUUUAUUGUAUGUUUGUACAUUUUUAUUUUUAAACUUUAUUUUGUGAUUCUUAACAUUCCACUUCCAAAAUGUUUUAUUAUUUAAUUUAAUAUUAAGUUGUUAUUGUUUUAUAUUUAUACAUGAUAAUUUUUAGGAAGAUGACUGCUUAGCCCACUUAUUUAUAUAUGAUAAGUAUUAAAUUAUAUGCCUAUGUACUGCUAUUGCCAUGUUAAAAUAUACAUAUUUA
Molecule: messenger RNA, 4397 nt
Organism: Teleopsis dalmanni
Lineage: Eukaryota; Metazoa; Arthropoda; Insecta; Diptera; Diopsidae
Product: tectonin beta-propeller repeat-containing protein-like
Exons: 11
Coding region: 78-4133 (1351 amino acids)
Cellular component (GO): membrane
Molecular function (GO): carbohydrate binding
Source: RefSeq, a predicted model, not a curated record